This is a messenger RNA of Malania oleifera, 2939 nucleotides long. Its product is annotated as probable potassium transporter 17. The coding region runs from base 176 to 2368 and encodes 730 amino acids. Gene Ontology annotation, biological process: potassium ion transmembrane transport. Gene Ontology annotation, cellular component: membrane. NCBI's taxonomy places the organism in Eukaryota, Viridiplantae, Streptophyta, Magnoliopsida, Santalales, Ximeniaceae. The record is from RefSeq and is a predicted model, not a curated record. Gene Ontology annotation, molecular function: potassium ion transmembrane transporter activity. The transcript has 8 exons.
CUUAAUUCACAGGAGGCCUUUAACCACCGGCGGUCUCUUUUUCCUCCAUAAAUCUCCUAUUCAAACCCUCUUCGUCUCUCUGUCUCUCAGACUGUGUCUCUCCCACCCUCCUUCCCUCUCUCCUUCUCCUUCUUUCUCUCACUCUCUCGUAAUCCUCGAAGUAACGGCUCUUUCAAUGGCGACGGAUCGCCAACCUGCGCCGAAUGACUCUGUCCCGCCUCAGCCGGGGAUCUUUGUUGAUGCUGCUCAGAAUGCUCAUCUGGGCCUUCUUCCCAAUCGUAAUAAUGGUGGUACAGUUUCAUCCUCAGGAUGUAAGACGCAUCGGUGGGGGACCCUGCUUCUAGCUUACAAGACUUUAGGAGUUGUAUUUGGAGGACUGGUCACAUCCCCACUUUAUGUUUACCCUUCGAUGCCUUUGAAAUCUCCAACAGAAGAUGAUUACUUGGGAAUUUACAGCAUCAUGUUCUGGACCCUUACUCUUAUUGGGGUUGUCAAGUAUGCCAGCAUUGCUCUCAAAGCUGAUGAUCACGGUGAAGGUGGAACAUUUGCACUGUAUUCAUUACUUUGUAGGAAUUUGAACAUUGGAAUCCCUUCCUCAAAUAGUGUAAAUUCAAACUUGAGGCUUUCGCAUUCUGCACCAUGUGACAACUCUGAAAGUCAAAGUAGACUACAUAAAUACUUUAAAAGAAGUGUGGCUGCUAGAAGGAUGUUGCUUUUCAUUGCUAUGUUAGGCACAUGCAUGCUAAUUGGUGAUGGUAUACUUACUCCUGCAAUUUCAGUGUUGUCAGCAAUGGAUGGGCUAAGAGCACCUUUCCCUUCUGUUAGUAAAUCCCUGGUGGAAGCUCUCUCUGCAAUUGUGUUAAUUGUUCUAUUCCUGCUACAAAAAUUUGGUACCUCAAGAGUCAGUUUCCUUUUCUCCCCCAUCAUGGGUACAUGGACCUUGGCAACUCCACUUGUGGGAAUCUAUAGCAUUAUACACCACUACCCAAGUAUAUUCAAGGCAUUAUCACCAAUCUACAUUAUCCGUUUCUUCUGUAGAAAUGGGAAGGAAGGCUGGCUGUUGCUUAGUGGUACUGUUCUCUGCAUUACAGGUUCUGAAGCAUUGUUUGCUGAUCUUGGUCAUUUCAACAGAAGUUCCAUUCAGAUAGCAUUUUUGUUCACUAUAUAUCCAUCACUGGUUCUGACUUAUGCGGGGCAGACUGCAUACCUGAUUAAGAACCCAACUGAUCACAGUGAUGGAUUUUACAAGUUUAUACCAUCUAAGAUCUACUGGCCCAUCUUUGUGAUAUCAACAUCGGCUGCAGUUGUUGCAAGCCAAUCACUAAUAUCGGCCACUUUUUCUCUCAUCAAGCAGUCUGUAGUGUUGGAUUAUUUCCCUCGGGUGAAGGUGGUGCACACCUCCCCUAGCAAAGAAGGCGAGGUUUAUUCCCCAGAAGUAAAUUACAUCCUCAUGGUUCUUUGUGUUUCUGUCAUACUUAUUUUUGGAGAUGGACAAGAGAUUGGGAAUGCUUUUGGUGUUGUUGUAAGUCUGGUCAUGCUCAUCACUACCAUAUUACUGACACUAGUUAUGAUCGUGAUUUGGAGAACUCCAGCAGUGCUGGUUGCCCUUUAUUUCAUUGUAUUUUUUGUGAUGGAAGGCACUUAUGUGAGUGCGGUCUGCACUAAAAUUCCAGAGGGUGGGUGGAUUCCUUUUGGCAUUUCUAUUAUCCUUGCCUUGGUUAUGUUUGGCUGGUUUUAUGGAAGACAGAGAAAGAUAGCAUACGAGUUAGCCCACAAGAUAACCAUAGACAGACUAGCACUGCUCUUAACUGAUUCGGCUGUCCAAAGGGUUCCUGGACUCUGCUUCUUUUACACCAACAUUCAAGAUGGGCUGACUCCGGUUCUUGGACAUUAUAUUAAGAACAUGAAAUCUCUUCAUGAAGUCACUAUUUUCACCACUCUUCGAUACUACUUGGUUCCUAAGGUGGCUUCACAUGAGAGGAUUGUUGUCCGAAAACUGGGCAUCAAAGGGGUAUAUGGAUGUGAUAUUCAAUAUGGCUAUGCAGAUUCUAUUAAUCUUGGUGACGACGACUUUGCAGCUCAAGUCACGGAUAGCUUGCAGGCUCAUAUAGUCAACUACCCUGUCUCUUCACCAUCUGUCCCUCCAGAUACGGAAGAAGAGAUUAUUGUGCUGGGAGAGGCAAGGCAAGCUGGUGUUGUUCACAUUCGAGGGAAGGCGAGGUUUUAUAUGGGCCGGAAUUGUGGCUUGUUUGAUAGACUAAUGCUUGGGUUUUAUGAAGUUAUGCACAACAAUUGUAGGUCUGCAUUACCUGCUUUAGGGGUACCUCUAUCUCAGUGUAUUGAGGUUGGAAUGCUUUAUGAGGCUUGAAAGUUGAAACAGUUGAAGCCCAUCAAGAGUUCUGUUGAUUGAUCCUUUUCUUCAAAAUCUUGCGCCUCAUUUUGCCCACUGUAGGGCAUUACCUUUAAAUAAAAGGGAACACAGGAAAAGGGAACACAGGAAAAGGGCUUGUGUACAUUUUUUGGAUUUAUAUUUCAAAAGGUAAAAUUGGAACAAAGACGACAUGCAGAGAAGAUUUAUGUUGAGCAAACAAGAGGACGUGGCUGCUAAGAUUUACAGUGAGAUUGAUCAAGUUCAGAAAAUGUUUGGUAUUUUCAUAUUUUGUUUUUCCUCGGUUCAAUGCUGCUGCUGCUGAUCGUAAGCUGGUAUUUAGUGGGAAUCAGAAGUAUUAUAGAUCCUCUGCCUGGGCAAAUAUCAAUUGGCUGCAAGUGUCUGCGCUCGCCGGAAAAUUAAGGAGAACUCUGGUGGUGCCACCAUGGGGCGCGAUGGAUUCGCACUCAAGAAAUUGCUCAGAAGAGCAAGCAAUGUUACUUGUUAUGCCGCUAGUCACAGCAUGCAUGUAUGAUUAUAAGAAUAUUCAAAAUAUUAUUAUAAUUACAAA